This is a messenger RNA of Opisthocomus hoazin, 1614 nucleotides long. The record is from RefSeq and is a predicted model, not a curated record. NCBI's taxonomy places the organism in Eukaryota, Metazoa, Chordata, Aves, Opisthocomiformes, Opisthocomidae.
AUGACACACAGCAGCAUCAUGGUGGAUGUAGGAAAGUGGCCAAUAUUUACCUUACUAUCACCUCAAGAGAUAGCAUCUAUUCGGAAAGCAUGUGUAUUUGGUACAUCAGCCAAUGAAGCUUUGUACGUAACGCACAAUGAUGAGGUGUUUGUUUUUGGACUGAAUUGCAGCAAUUGUUUGGGAACUGGAGACAAUCAGAGCACAAUAGUACCAAAGAAAUUAGAAGCCUUAUGUGGAAAGAAGGUUUCCAGUCUCAGUUAUGGAAGUGGACCCCAUGUUGUGCUUUGCACUGAAGAUGGUGAAGUGUAUGCUUGGGGACACAAUGGUUACAGCCAGCUUGGGAAUGGCACAACCAAUCAGGGCAUUACUCCUGUUCAAGUUUGCACAAAUCUCUUAAUAAAGAAAGUGGUGGAAGUAGCUUGUGGCUCUCAUCAUUCCAUGGCGCUGUCGUUUGAUGGGGAUCUGUAUGCUUGGGGCUAUAACAACUGUGGUCAAGUUGGAUCUGGAUCUACAGCAAACCAGCCAACUCCUCGUAGAGUUUCAAACUGUUUACAGGGUAAAAUGGUCGUUGGCAUUGCUUGUGGUCAGACCUCCUCCAUGGCUGUAGUAAACAAUGGCGAGGUUUAUGGCUGGGGUUACAAUGGCAAUGGUCAGCUAGGUCUUGGAAACAAUGGCAAUCAACUGACACCAUGCAGGGUGGCCGCGUUACAUGGUGCAUGCAUACUCCAGAUUGCCUGUGGCUACGCGCACACACUAGCACUAACAGAUGAGGGUUUGCUCUAUGCCUGGGGAGCUAACACUUACGGGCAGCUGGGAACUGGCAAUAAAAGUAACCAGCUAAGCCCGGUGCAGAUCAUGAUGGAAAAAGAAAGGGUUGUGGAGAUUGCAGCCUGCCACUCUGCUCACACGUCGGCUGCCAAGACGCAGAGCGGCCAGGUGUACAUGUGGGGCCAAUGCCGUGGGCAGUCAGUGAUCCUUCCCCACCUCACCCACUUUGCCUGCACGGACGACGUGUUUGCUUGCUUUGCUACCCCUGCUGUUAUGUGGCGUCUUCUGUCAGUAGAGCAUGAAGACUUUUUAACGGUAGCAGAAUCUCUGAAGAAGGAGUUUGACAGUCCAGAAACCUCAGACCUAAAGUUCCGUGUGGAUGGAAAAUACAUCCAUGUCCACAAAGCUGUUCUGAAAAUCAGGUGUGAACACUUCAGAACCAUGUUCCAGUCAUACUGGAAUGAGGAUAUGAAGGAAGUGAUAGAAAUAGACCAGUUUUCUUAUCCUGUGUAUCGUGCCUUUCUUGAGUACUUGUAUACAGACAGUGUUGACCUUCCGCCUGAAGAUGCAAUAGGGCUUUUGGAUUUGGCUACUUCGUACUGUGAAACUAGACUGAAAAAACUGUGUCAACACAUUAUCAAGAGAGGAAUUACUGUGGAAAACGCAUUUUCAUUGCUCUCUGCUGCUGUCAGAUAUGAUGCAGAGGACUUAGAGGAAUUCUGCUUCAAGUUUUGUGUCAAUCAUUUGACGGAAGUGACACAAACUACAGCGUUUUGGCAGAUGGAUGGUCCCCUGCUAAAGGAGUUCAUUGCUAAAGCCAGUAAAUGUGGAGCCUUUAAGAACUGA